Molecule: messenger RNA, 1332 nt
Organism: Schistocerca cancellata (South American locust)
Lineage: Eukaryota; Metazoa; Arthropoda; Insecta; Orthoptera; Acrididae
Product: beta-galactosidase-like
Biological process (GO): carbohydrate metabolic process
Cellular component (GO): vacuole
Molecular function (GO): beta-galactosidase activity
Source: RefSeq, a predicted model, not a curated record
AUGGAGGUGAGGCCACAAGAUGCAGAGGAGACAACGAUUGCACCCAGAUAGUUUACCGUGGAUUACGAGAACAACACUUUUCUUCUGGAUGGAGAACCCUUCCGCUACGUAGCUGGCUCCUUACACUACUUUCGUCUGCCUCACCCUCUGUGGCGAGAUCGACUAAGAAAGUUGCGAGCUGCUGGUCUCAACGUAGUUUCAACGUACGUUGAAUGGAGUCAGCAUGCUCUGGAACCUGGGGAAUACAUUUUCAGUGGAGAUCUUGAUCUUUUACAUUUCAUUGACAUUGCACGAGAAGAGGGACUGUUAGUGAUUCUCCGAGUUGGACCUUAUAUUUGUGCAGAAAGAGAUAUGGGUGGUCUACCAUACUGGUUGCUUACCCUUAAUCCAGAUAUCAGGCUGCGUACUAGUGAUCAAAGUUUCCUAAAUUAUGUGGAUGGUUGGUUAAGCUACCUAUUGCCACUGGUAGCUCCAAAGUUCUAUGGCAAUGGAGGACCUGUUAUAAUGGUCCAGGUUGAAAAUGAGUAUGGUAGUUAUCCAGCAUGUGAUUUUACUUACACUAGCUGUCUCAGAGAUAAAUUCAAACAGUACGUUAGAAAUGAUACACUAUUGUUUACAACAAAUGGAAGUUCAGACAUCAUGCUGCGAUGUGGAAAAAUACAAGAUGUGUAUGCAACUGUUGACUUCGGUGUAGGUUCAAAUGUGGCAUCUUCAUUCAGUGCUAUGAGUCGCCAUGAACCACAAGGACCUCUAGUUAACUCAGAGUUCUAUCCUGGUUGGUUGUCUCAUUGGGGAGAAAGAUACCAAAGACUAAAUACAGGUGCAAUUGUGACACGUCUAGAGGAAAUGCUGGAGAUGAAUGCUUCAGUUAACUUUUAUAUCUUCUUUGGUGGCACAAAUUUUGGAUUCACCUCAGGUGCAAAUUAUAAUGAUAGAUAUGAGCCACAGCUGACUUCAUAUGAUUAUAAUGCACUAAAUGAAGCAGGGGAUCCAACUCCAAAAUAUUUUGCCAUACGAGAAAUGAUAGGACAGUAUUUACCUCUGCCAGAUAUUCCAUUACCAGUUCCUUCAGAAAAGGGGGAUUAUGGUACUGUGACUCUGUAUCCAGUUGCUGCUUUAUUGAGUGAUCUGUUACGGGAAACACUUGGAAAAAAGUACAAAUCAUCAUUGUAUCCUAAGACAUUUGAGCAAUUAGGGCAAAACAGUGGUUUUAUAUUAUAUGAAACAAUAAUUCCAGAUGAUUUAAAUGAUCCUGCACUGCUUGAUUUACCAGGAGUGAGAGACAGAGCAAUUGUUCUCAUUGACAGGGUAAUAAUCUUGUACCAUUUUUGA